Molecule: messenger RNA, 474 nt
Organism: Aspergillus caelatus
Lineage: Eukaryota; Fungi; Ascomycota; Eurotiomycetes; Eurotiales; Aspergillaceae
Product: NUDIX hydrolase
Exons: 1
Coding region: 1-474 (157 amino acids)
Source: RefSeq, a predicted model, not a curated record
AUGGAUGAACAACGCCUCCAUUCUCCUCCCCAGGACCUUGACCCUUCCAAACGCUGGGUGAUUGGCGCGGCCAUCUUCCAGAAUCCCACGUCGGAGAAUCGAUCCCUCUUGCUACUCAAGCGAGCUAGCCAUGAAACAGCCUUCCCCAACGCAUGGGAACUUCCAGGCGGCCAUGUCGAACAGACGGAUGAGACCGUCGCGCACGCUGUCGCACGAGAAGUCUUGGAAGAGACCUCUCUGACUGUGUCAGAGAUUAUUGGCGAAAUCGAACCGAUGACAUGGGAAUCAAAGACGAAAUCGAACUUCCAACUCAAUUACGUGGUUACUGUCCAGCCGGGGGUGACGGUCCAGCCCAACCCCGAUGAGCACUCCGACUGGCUGUGGGUCCAGGAAGGACAGACAGACUCGCUUUACAUGACAGUGGAAAUGAGAAAGGUUGUUCAGAAUGCGUUCAACUUUUGUCGGGCUGCUUAG